UCCUCACAGACACAUGCACCCCACCCACGGCUACAGCAAGCCCCCCAAAGGGGCUACAAUACAGAUGGAGCUUCUGAAGUACCUGCCCUGGCAUCGUGCAGUCCUGGCUGUGGUCCUGAACCUGCUGGCCCUCAGCCUGUCCACCACAGCCCUGUUCGCCAGCUAUUGGUGUGUUGGCACUCAGAAGGUCCCCAAGCCCUUGUGCGGGAAGACCAAGAGCACCAAGUGCAUCGGUGUCCCCAUGCCUCCUGACGUAGGGACUGGCAACUUCUCAUCGCCAUCCCAGGACGUGGUGCACUAUAGCUGGGAGACCGGAGACGACCGCUUUGCCUUCCGGUACUUCCACACGGGCAUGUGGCUUUCCUGCGAAGAGAACAUCGAGGAAGAGGAUGAGAAAUGUCGCAGCUUCAUUGAACUUUCACCUCCAGCAGAGAGAGGCAUCCUCUGGCUGUCACUUGGUUCAGAGAUGGUCUACAUAAGCCUAUUGCUCAUUAGUUUCAUCCUCCUGCUGAUGGAGAUGCUGUACACAGGAAACCCAGUUUGUGGACUCAAGCUCAAUGCCUUUGCUGCUGUCUCCUCUGUCUUGUCAGGCCUGCUUGGGAUGGUGGCACACAUGAUGUACAGUCAAGUUUUCCAGGCAACUGUAAAUCUGGGGCCAGAGGACUGGAGACCGCACUCAUGGGACUAUGGCUGGGCUUUCUACAUGGCCUGGGCCUCCUUCACUUGCUGCAUGGCCUCCGCCGUCACGACCCUCAACACGUACACCAAGUCAGUGCUGGAGUUCAAACGCAACCAUGAGAAAGCCUGCAACGGGAGCUUCACAAUGGACCAGUCUCAACACCACCAGUGCUUCUUGCCGCUGCAGUAUCACCACAGAGAGCAGAUCAGCAGCUAUUACCAGCACCGAGAAAAACCUCUCCACUCUGUCUCCGAAGGCGUCGACUUCUACUCGGAGUUGCAGCAGAAGGUGCUACAGAGGGAGCCUGAUGUAGAGCUGAAUGAGGUCCUGGGAAAAUGCGUCGGGGAGGAUUCCUGUUAGGAUGGAGAGUUCAGUGGAACAGUAGGAAAGUGGAAGGACUCUAAACCAACCAUUUAGCCACCUCUGGGGCUCUGGCUUCUUUCAUUCACACUACCUGGGAAUUUGGGGUAGUGGGGGGAAGUAUGGGGUAUUGGCACUGAUGUAUCUGGACAGUACUGCAGAAACUGUUACCCUGAACUAUUGAACACAAGAGCGGGUGAUACCAAACAUAGCUAAUUUAAAGGAAACUGUAAUGCACAGCAAAUGUAUUAAUCCAACAAAGUAAUCAAAGUCCAAACUCAUUUUUUAAUUGUACAGCUCCUCUUCAGAGGACUAUAUUGGAGGGAAAAUUAA
Messenger RNA from Hemicordylus capensis (graceful crag lizard), 1372 nucleotides. RefSeq names its product germ cell associated 1 (gene GSG1). Gene Ontology annotation, cellular component: plasma membrane. Lineage: Eukaryota; Metazoa; Chordata; Lepidosauria; Squamata; Cordylidae. The record is from RefSeq and is a predicted model, not a curated record. The transcript is spliced from 6 exons. The coding region runs from base 14 to 1039 and encodes 341 amino acids.